Sinocyclocheilus anshuiensis is the source of this 3387-nucleotide messenger RNA. RefSeq names its product integrin alpha-M (gene itgam.3). Gene Ontology annotation, biological process: cell-matrix adhesion; integrin-mediated signaling pathway; cell adhesion mediated by integrin. The coding region runs from base 1 to 3387 and encodes 1128 amino acids. The transcript is spliced from 30 exons. Gene Ontology annotation, cellular component: external side of plasma membrane; integrin complex. NCBI's taxonomy places the organism in Eukaryota, Metazoa, Chordata, Actinopteri, Cypriniformes, Cyprinidae. Gene Ontology annotation, molecular function: integrin binding. The record is from RefSeq and is a predicted model, not a curated record.
AUGAGUUUGAAUUAUUACCAUCAAACCGGAGCAUUUCACUCAGUGCUGACAUUCAACAUCGAUCCUGUGACUUGGAAGUACUUCACAAGAAAAAAUGAUGUUGGCUUUGGCUAUAGAGUGAUACAGAGAGAUACAUCUAGUUUUCUUGUGAGUGAUCCUUUAGUACAAUACAGCCAUAACACAAGAGGACAAGUUUAUAGCUGUACCAUUUCACAGGAAACUUGCCUGCCGGUGACAAUUAACGUGCCUUCUGAAGCGGUUAACAUGUCUCUUGGACUUUCUAUGACUAAGGAUACACAAUCUUCUAAUUCAGUGGUUUGUGGUCCAACCAUUCCUAAGGACUGCAAAGUGCUUACUACCCUCAGUGGUAUGUGCUUUAUCAUGAGCGGAAGCGAUGCAGUGAGCACACCUAUACCAAGUGCUUUGAGAAGCUGCCCUCUAGAAAUAGACAUCGCUUUUCUAAUAGAUGGCUCUGAGAGUGUAGAAGACGUAGAUUUUGUUAAAAUGAAAACUUUUGUCAUAACAAUAAUCCAGAGUUUUUCCAACUGCAGUUCUCAGUUUGCCAUUGCACAGUUCUCCACUGGUUUUGAAAUUCACUCCAAGUUUGAAGCAGUCAAUGACAUUGAUUCAUGGAGGAAAAGAAUAGAAGAGAUUAAACAGCAAAAAGGAUGGACCUACAGUGCAAAGGCUAUAAAUAAACUUGUGGAUGAGCUCUUCGUAACUGAAGGAGGGGCGAGGCAAUCAGCAGUUAAAAUCCUAAUUGUUAUUACUGACGGUAGAUCAAAUGAUGAACCUCAUCUCAGAGGUGCUGUUGAAAAGGCAGAAAAGAAGAAUAUUAUCCGAUUUGCUAUUGGCAUUGGUGAAGCUUUUGAUGAUGCCCGCACAAAGCAGCAGUUACAUGUUAUUGCAUCUGCUCCUGUUGCUGAACACGUGUUUAAUGUGACUGACUUUGACGCAUUGGACAGCAUCCGUGAACAACUGGAAGAAAACAUUGCUAUAGAAGGUGUCCAGUCCACUGGCGAUUCUGCCACAAUGGAGUUUGCUCAGGAUGGAUUUACUGCAGUGUUUACAUCCAAUGAAAGCCUGAUCAUGAGUUCUGUGGGAGCUUUCCAGGGGAAGGGUGGAUAUCAGGAACACUAUCAAUAUGGCCGUUCAUCAGACUUCCAAGUGGGAAGCGAGCAAGAUAGUUACUUUGGUUAUUCAAUGACAAUAGCAACACGGUCUAAAAAAAAACUUGUGAUUUUGGGAGCACCAAGAUACAGGCAUAAAGGACAAGUGAGGAUUUCAAUAAUUGGAAAUAAUGCAACUAAUCUGCUGGUGGAUUCACCCAAGCCUCAGAUUGGAUCGUACUUUGGAUCCGAGGUCUGUGUGGUUGAUCUGAACUGUGACUUAAAAACAGAUCUUCUAUUAAUAUCUGCACCAUCCUAUGUAGACUCUCAUUCUGAAGGCAGAGUUUUUGUGUACUUUUACUCUCGGCAGCCAUACUUCACUUUUUCUGUGGCGCUGGUUGGAAUGGCAGGCCACAGGGGUCGGUUUGGCUCUUCUCUGGCCAGUCCAGCAGAUCUGAAUGGUGAUGGUUUCAAUGAUGUGCUGAUUGGAGCUCCUUUAGAGGAGGACAGACAGGGCAGCAUCUACAUCUUCAAUGGAGGAGUAGAUCAAAUCAGUCCCACAUAUUCACAGAGAAUUGCUGGAUCAUCUGUACGCUCAGGUUUACAGUUUUUUGGACAAGCUCUGAGUCAGUCCUCCUUAGAUCACAGUGGAGACAGUCUACCAGACAUUGCUGUUGGAUCAAAAGGAGCAGUUUUACUUCUUAGAUCUAGACCCAUAGUGUUUGUGGAUGUGAAAGUAACCUACAGUCCAUCCAAAAUCUCAACCAGUCAAACAAACUGCACCAAGCCGCUGGAAAACACCUUGACAGUAUGCUUCAACAUGAGCAGAUACAAACAUGCUAUAACAGAUUUGGCUGCAAAUAUUAGCUAUACGUUAAAGCUGGAUGCCAAGCGAUAUAACCACAGAGCAUACUUCUUGCCCAAAAAUCAUGUCCUCAGUGAUGCUGUAAAUGUUACACUAGAGGAAGUGUGCAAAGACCAUCCAUUCUUCAUAGAGGCUUGCGUAGAGGAUUAUCUCAACCCACUGCUUAAUGAAUUAAUGAUCACUUUUGAGGGUCUGCCCUCCCAAAGCCUGGAAAACUUACAGCCUGUUCUCUUACCAUGGAUAAAGAACACUACAUUGUGGAUGUUAGAUUAUGAGAUGAACUGUGGAUCAGACAACCUUUGUGUUGACAACCUCAAAAUGGACUUCAGCUUUGGAUCUGCUAACAUAGAGGUUGGGAUCAUGCAGGAGAUCAAUGUGACAGUGUUUGUAGAGAACAAAGGAGAAAACUCAUACAACACUCACUUCACCCUCAACUACCCUUUUGGACUUUCCUACAGGAGAAUUAUGCCUCGAGUGGGCAGAGCAAAUUGCCAUUCUAUAGAUGGCAUGCGAGGAAUUGUAUUAGGGGAGACCAUCUGUCAGGUCAACAAACCUCUAUUCGCAAGAAACGCUUCUGCUGUGUUUGAUAUUAUUUACAGUAUUAAUAAAGAAAGUCAUUUUGACCAAAAGGUGACAUUCAGUGCAUCUGUUACCAGUGGCAAUACAAAUCACUCUGAAAACAGUGAACUGUUGAAAAUGAGAAACAUCAGUGUAAAACAUGCUAUAUAUUUUGCCUUGUUGAGACAUACAGAUUCCAGCAUUUACAUCAAUUUCACCAGUGGGAAGAAUAAUCUUGAAAAAACAGUUAAACAGAUAUUGGAGGUGAAGAAUGAGUUCAGAGAGCUAAAUUUAACAGUUUUCAUUAGAGUACCUGUAAAACUGGGAGCUGAAAACAUCUGGACUAAUAAAAACUUGCAGAUUCCAGAUUGCUUUAGGGAAAGAGACGAGCAGCCCACCUCUACCAAUUUUCUGAAAGUACUCAAAAAGAAAAACGUCUUGAAUUGCUCUGUGGCGGUGUGUGCAGUCUUCAGGUGUGAAGUGAAUCUAAUGAGAAAUGAAAGGAAGUUCUAUAAUAUCUCCAGCAAUGUGAGCUCUGGAUGGAUUGAGCAGAUUGGGAUUAGGUCUGCAUCUUUUCAGUUGGUCAGUACAGCAUCUCUGGAUUAUGAUGAAGACAAAUAUAUUUACUUCUCCGAUUCCCUCAGCUCUGUGCCAGUUUGCGAGGUAAGCACUCAGGUGGAGGUCUUUGAGGAACCCAGCAUCCUAAAGGAGGUCACUGGAGGAGUUAUUGGAGGACUGCUGAUCAUCUCACUCAUCACAGCUGCCCUUUAUAAGUCUGGCUUUUUCAAAAGAAAGGCCAAGCAACAAAGGAAAGAUCCAUCACAAGAAGCUGAUGAAGUGGAAAAUCUAAAUUAA